ACUCAAAACUGAAGUGGCCUAAUUGAGUGCGAGAAUCAAUUGGUGCUGAAAAAAAUAUCGACUUAGCGGUGUUAUCGACUAAUCCGAUAUCGUCUUGGCGAGAGUGGACUGUAAAACGCUCUAAUUACCCGACUGGGAUAUUCGCGCAUGGAUGAUGGGAGAUGAGACGCGCCAUGUGGCAGGGGAGCAUUGUUUUCCGACUUCAAAGAUAUCUCAUCAUCAUUCUUUUCGUGAGCGCUUCCGUGCAUUGAGUAUUGAAUACAGUCGCUACUCUCCACAACCACACACAUACACGACUAUCGGACGACAAACAAACAAACUCGCCCCCCACAGCCACAGCCUCGACCUCACCCAGCGAGCUUCGGCCCCUGGAAUGCGCAUCACCGCCACCUCACCCUCCUCACCCUCCUCGCCCUAAACCCCCAUCACCCACACAAUGGCCGACGCCCCCGAAGUCUACCAGGCUCCUCCCCAAGGCUCCCCUCACGCCGCGCACACGGGCCCUUACUACGGCGGUCCGCGUCCCGAGUCCGAGGGGUUACAAGUGCACAGCGUGUAUGUCGAGAACUGCAAUAAGGCGCCUUACCCCGAUAACCCUGCACUUGGGCCUCAGCAACCGUAUCAGCAACCAUACCAACAGCAGCCAUAUCAGCAGCCGCCGCAGCAGCAGGGGCAGUACAUCAACUCCCCCCCACAGAUGCAGUAUGCGGAGAAUCAACCGGGUGGUUUACUCCAGGCUGCGCCGUACGCGACGCAACCUGAUGAGAAGGGGGGGAAGAAGCGGAUCUGUGGACUCUCGGUGGUGGUGUUCUGGUGUCUCAUCGUCGCAGCGGUGUUAAUUGUCGCGGGCGCCGUGGUGGGUGGUGUGGUGGGGAGUAAGAAGGCAAAGGAUUCGAAGGGGGCUGGUUCGUCGUCGUCGGUUUUGGUGUCGGCGGGUUUGACGGGUACGCCGACUGCGACGACGGGGCUUACUUCAACGGAUACAACGACGACCGCGAUGUUCGAUGAGGGGAUCUUCUACCGCCUCUCGAACCAAUAUCUCAAGGCCGGCUACUCCCUCGACAUCCAUAACGACAACGGCACCCUCUCUCGCAAGCUUAACAUGAUGAUCAGGGGGGACACGAGCGGACAGUACUGGCAGAUCAAGAAAGUCCCCGAUGCAGACGAGCGGUACUGGUUCGCGUGCCAGUACCUCGGGAAGGACAUCCGAUUGUUUCUGGAUCCGUCGGAUCGCAUCAGCCCGCUGAUGGCGACGGCGGAUGAUACGGCGACGGGGCAGCAGUGGAAUAUUAGGAGCGUGCUGGACGGGACGUGGAGGAUUAGUAAUGCGUUGGAGAGUGCGGGGGCGCAGCUGAGUACGUAUAGUGAUACGCAUGACUUGUUUAUGGAUAUGGAGGAUGAUCUAGGGACGGAGUGGAGUAUUGCAGAGGCGAAGAAGAUUUCGGCGGGUGAUGGGUUUUUGUAGAGGGGGGG
Pseudogymnoascus destructans is the source of this 1473-nucleotide messenger RNA. RefSeq lists its product as uncharacterized. The transcript has a single exon. The record is from RefSeq and is a predicted model, not a curated record. Bases 437 to 1465 code for a protein of 342 amino acids. NCBI's taxonomy places the organism in Eukaryota, Fungi, Ascomycota, Leotiomycetes, Thelebolales, Thelebolaceae.